AUAAUAUAUAAUAGUCACAUUAGUAAUACUUUAACUACAUUUGACUGAUUGCACAGGGUGUUUUCACCGUGUGUAACAGUACUUUUAGACCUUUAAGAUCUGAACACUUCCUCCAACACCAUGUCCGCUGAAUGGACCUCACCCCGAGAUGUUUAUUGUUCCCUGAUUUCCCUCCUCUGACCGCCAGGGGGCGACAGAACGCCACCAGCGGAAACCUCACAUUGGUCCCUCGUUAACAAAUACAUAUAAACAAGAAAAGGGAACCCCGAUAAUGUUCAGCAGAACUGAAGCAUAACAACAACACUAUAUGUAUGCUCGUGCACGCGGGCACGAGCAUGCACGUGGGCUUUCUAACCCCGGGUCCGUGGAGUCACGUGCGCGUCGACGAGGACUUGUUGAGAGGAAGAAGGCUCUGAGGAGAUGUCUGCAGCUGGUGGAGGAGCAGCAUCUCCUCCACCCUCCCACCGCGCACACAUGAGUCAACAUGGCCGCGCAGCAGCAGCACUGAGACACGAAGCACAACAACAGGCUGCAUGGCGUUCAUGUCCCGGUUCUCCCGGUCCCGGAGCAGCUCCCGGUCUCCGAGCCGGAAGGAGCCUGGGCGCGCCUCCCCGACGCCGACGGUGUCCGAGCUGGAGCGGCUCCUGUGCACCGGGAAGACCGCCUGCAACCACGCGGACGAGGUGUGGCCGCGGCUCUACAUCGGAGACCAAGACAUCGCGUCAGACCGCCGUGAGCUCACCAAACUGGGCAUCACUCACAUCCUCAACUGUGCCCAGAGCAAGUGGCGCGGCGGAGCCGAGAACUACGCCGGCAUGAGCGUCACCUACCACGGCAUCGAGGCUCACGACUCGCCGACCUUCGACAUGAGCGUCAACUUCUACCCGGCCGCCGAGUUCAUCCACAAAGCGCUCACAGGCGGAGGUACGGUUCUGGUCCACUGUGCGGUGGGCGUGAGCCGCUCCGCCACGCUGGUUCUGGCCUACCUGAUGAUCCGGCAGAACCUGACGCUGGUGGAGUCCAUCAGGACCGUGAAGGACCACCGGGGCGUCGUCCCCAACCGGGGCUUCCUGCGGCAGCUCAACGGCCUGGACGGCAUCCUGAGGGAGAGCCGGAGGACGCCACCGCAGAGCUGAACACACACACACUCACACACUCACACUCUCACACACACUCACACACACACACUCACACAAGGUCACAUGCUCGUCUCUUUUCAAUCAAACUUCGGAGCAUUCCGGAUGUUUUCCAACAGGAAAUCUCUUUUCUGAUUCAGGAAACAUCUCAAAAGAAAACGAGAAUUAUCCUGGAAGAAGAUUACAUUGUAUCUGUAACGGUUCUGGUGCCCCCUGUGGUCUAAAGUGGUAGUGUUGGUUCUGGUGCCCCCUGUGGACUAAAGUGGUAGUGUUGGUUCUGAUGCCCCCGGUGGACUAAAGUGUUGGUUCUGGCGCCCCCUGUGGACUAAAGUGGUAGUGCUGGUUCUGAUGCCCCCUGUGGUCUAAAGUGGUAGUGUUGGUUCUGGUGCCCCCUGUGGACUAAAGUGGUAGUGUUGGUUCUGCUGCCCCCUGUGGACUAAAGUGGUAGUGUUGGUUCUGGUGCCCCCUGUGGACUAAAGUGGUAGUGUUGGUUCUGGUGCCCCCUGUGAACUAAAGUGGUAGUGUUGGUUCUGGCGCCCCCUGUGGACUAAAGUGGUAGUGUUGGUUCUGGCGCCCCCUGUGGACUAAAGUGGUAGUGUUGGUUCUGGUGCCCCCUGUGGACUAAAGUGGUAGUGUUGGUUCUGGCGCCCCCUGUGGACUAAAGUGGUAGUGUUGGUUCUGAUGCCCCUUGUGGACUAAAGUGGUAGUGUUGGUUCUGGUGCCCCCUGUGGACUAAAGUGGUAGUGUUGGUUCUGCUGCCCCCUGUGGACUAAAGUGGUAGUGUUGGUUCUGCUGCCCCCUGUGGACUAAAGUGGUAGUGUAGGUUCUGAUGCCCCCUGUGGACUAAAGUGGUAGUGUUGGUUCUGGCGCCCCCUGUGGACUAAAGUGGUAGUGUUUGUUCUGGUGCCCCCUGUGAACUAAAGUGGUAGUGUUGGUUCUGGCGGCCCCUGUGGUCUAAAGUGGACCAGUGGGUCCAGCGCUCCAUCCUGGGUCUCCCUCCAGGUAAAAUAAAUGAGUUAAACUUCAUUUAAUUAUCUAUGAAUUAUUUCAUAGAUCUAUUUGUUUAUUCAUCUUUUCUUUUAUUUAUUUAAUAUAUUUUUACCUUUGUCACGUAACUUUUUUUCUUAAAAUCUGCCAAUUUCACAUUGGCAGAUUUUUUUUAUUCCAUGAAACAACCUGAAAAUGGAAAAAAAAUUUAAACACUUUUUAUAUUACAGGAAAAACUUCCCCGCCGACCGUUUGCUCUCCACGUGACAUUGAACACCACGUGAGGCAUUCAGAGGACCACAGACGUUGCAAAAAAGCUCCAAAACUGCCCAGAGACAAACAGAUGGAACUCAAACCAGCUAAGCAGGUGUUUUCUUAAAGAAUUACCUCAAGUACCAAAACGUGUUCUUUGUCUGAUGUUUUUUUACCGCCGUCGGCGCGAUGCAGUAGCGGUGAAGUAACGAUGAAGUGAAGUAAAGGUGAAGUAACGAUGGAAAUAUAAAUGUAAGUUCGAGGUGUUGUACCGAAGGAGGUUUAAAGUUCUGGGAGUUUCCUGCAGAGAAGUUAGACUAAGCAGGAGGCGCUUAGCUUAGCACAAAGACUGGAAGUGGAGGGAACAGUUAGCCGGGCUGCAUCUGGAGGUCAAACAGUUUAUUUUUAAACAUUGUUACAGUUAGUGCUUUUACAAACAGUCUUUUUAAACUGUUCUUUGAUGUCACAUGUCUAAAAGAGGUUUGAUGUCAGCAGCUUUUAUAAAAGUUUCUAUGAAGUUGGCUGAAAGCAGAUUGAAUCUAUCCAGCUGACUAGUUUUAACAAAAACACUUUAAAUAAUCAGAAACAUGCAAAUGAUGCCAAGUGUCAAAAAAGCAUCAUGAGCCACUUUGAGAGCUAGGCUAUGAGUUUCCCCCCGUUCCCAGAGUUUGUGCUAAGCUAACAAGGCGUGUGUUAAACUCCCAGCCGAUCCUCACGGACCCCUCGAGUCCACGAGGUUCUGGACGUCUUUUAUCUAUUUGUUUUUAUUUUGUAAAUAACUUUAACAAUCAACUGUAUUGAUAAAUUGACCCGAUCAGAAUAAAACAUCUCCAGCCGGUU
This is a messenger RNA of Pseudoliparis swirei, 3215 nucleotides long. Its product is annotated as dual specificity protein phosphatase 26-like. Gene Ontology annotation, biological process: negative regulation of MAPK cascade; protein dephosphorylation. Gene Ontology annotation, cellular component: cytoplasm. NCBI's taxonomy places the organism in Eukaryota, Metazoa, Chordata, Actinopteri, Perciformes, Liparidae. The record is from RefSeq and is a predicted model, not a curated record. Gene Ontology annotation, molecular function: MAP kinase phosphatase activity; protein tyrosine/serine/threonine phosphatase activity. Bases 534 to 1136 code for a protein of 200 amino acids. The transcript is spliced from 4 exons.